Caenorhabditis remanei is the source of this 990-nucleotide messenger RNA. RefSeq lists its product as uncharacterized. Gene Ontology annotation, biological process: embryo development. The record is from RefSeq and is a predicted model, not a curated record. The transcript has 3 exons. NCBI's taxonomy places the organism in Eukaryota, Metazoa, Nematoda, Chromadorea, Rhabditida, Rhabditidae. The coding region runs from base 1 to 990 and encodes 329 amino acids.
AUGGAGUUGGUGGAUCUGUUGAUGAUGGCUUCCUGUUCUCAGAAAUUCUAUCAAAAUAUGAAAUCAUUGAUGAGAAACCGAUUCGACAAGAUAUUCACAAUCACUUAUGAGUCGGGAAUAUCGCCGUUUAUUUCAUCGUCUAGUAGUGGAGACGAACCAUUUAUGAGUAUCAAUCGGAUAUUUGAUUUCAGAGGUCGUCCACGUAUUUCAAUGAAUCUUCUCGGAAUGGAUUUACAAGUAAGUAUGCCAACCAGAAAUCAUCCACUUAUGAUACUAUCCGAUUUGGAACAUGAAGGAACACUCGUUACAUCUAUCCACAAUUAUUUCCUCGACUUCUUUGGUUCAUCGAUCAAAUAUCAGUUAAAUGUUUACCUCCUCAUGCCACCAUUUUCAAAACUGAGUAAUAUCUCUAGUACUGUUUUAUCGAGUGAUAUAGGAGUGGCUGAAUUUCUUAAGACCUCUCCUAAUCAGGAUUUUAUUGCACUAUCUCGUUUUCAUGACCAUUUGCUUGGGGGAAAUCUGGAAUUUACUAAGACGAAAGUGUUAGAUAUCGGCAAAGCGUUUCGCUCGGUAGAUGAUAUUUUAUCCAAUUUCGAAGGAAGACAGUUGUUUAUUGACGAUGGGAUCAUAAGCGAUACUGCUAUCAUCCAAUUUCUGAACAAGUGGAAUUCGAAUGAAGGAUAUCACAAUUUGGAGUAUAUCAGUAUUUCUGUCUCACACUCUCUCAAUCCAAAUCAAAUAAUGAAUAGUAUUCCAAUCAAUCAGUUAGACCCAUCUGAUCAACUGCCAGUUCACCAAGUUGCUAGAAAAGAUCGUUAUGGGAAACAUUUUUGGAGAAUCCUUAAGUUCAGCAGUCCAAAUUACAUUGUGAGAGAUUCGGAUCAAUACGUGGCAUCCAUCUUGAUUACGGCGGAUAAUAUCACUUUUGCCGCGUGGAAUAUGGCUGAAAAGGAGUUUUUGGAGAAACGGCCCGUCAAGAGAAUCUAUUGA